CAGACACACUUCAGUCGCGGUUUUUAACUCGACACAAGCGAACGAACGCGGGUAUAACCGCACGCAGCUGAAACGCACGGGAAACGCAUUGAAAUCGAAAGUGUUUACCGCGCGACUUGAAUCUCCAAGUGCUUCUCUGGAGGCGGGGGCAAUAUACCCGUACACAUUACGUGUCAUCAUGCCGCCGGCUAGCAAACAACUCCGGGUCGGAGCCCUUGUUUACCUGGUCUUGGGCCUGGCUUAUGGGCCCGGGCUCUUAUGCAAUGCGGGCGAUGGUGAAACUAUGCAAAAAUACGCCAAUGAAUCACUCGCCGCCACUGCGGAGGCAGAUGUCGGUGCUCCAGUUUGGUCGCAGUUUCUCGAAGAUUACGUCUUGAGCCAAGGCAGCAGCCAGCGAAAGUCCAAGGAUCUUCCUUACAUGGGCGGAGGAGACAUGGGAAUGAAUGGACCGCUUAAUUACCACUCUUCUGCAUACAAGCGUCCUGGUAACAACAUCUACAUCACUCGCCGGAUUGGCGAAUCCGUGGAGCUGGAGCCUCAUCUGCGAAAGCCCGUGGAGAGCCAGAGUCCCAUUGUCAAUCCCCAGUUUCGGCCCAUGACCAAUCAGAUGUUGCAUCAACAGCAGCAGCAGCACCAGCAGAUGCAACAACAGCAACAGCAGCAGCAACGUCAGCAGCCCGGUUUCCUGGAGCAACUGUUUGGCUUUGGAGGAAGUACCAGCGGGGGUGGCAAUCCUUCCCAGCAGCACCAGCGCCCUGUGCAGCAACAGCAAGUGCAACAGGUUCCGCAGCAACGUCCGCAGCAGCAGCAACACCUGGGCGCUGGUGGGAGCCAACCAACCACAUUCAGAGCCGUUUCUGAAAACGAUCUUUAUCUCUUAGGAGCCAUUGAAAAGUUGGUGUACAGAGUGGAUUACUUGGAGAGUCGCGUGAGACGAUCGGAGCAGCUGAUAUACUAUCUAAUGGCCGGGAACAACCAGAAGGAUGUAAAGGAUCCCUGCCCGACCAACUUCACCCGCAUCAGCGACAACUGCUACUACAUCAACAGCCAGCAACAGGUGAACUGGAAGACGGCCAAUUCUGCCUGCAAGGCCCUGAACUCUCACCUGGCCGAGUUUGAGAAGGUCUCGGAGAACGAGGAGAUCAUGGCGUAUCUGCUGAACCAGCCCGCCCACCGGGGUCGCGACUACUGGCUGGGUGGCCUGAACCCGGGACUCCUCUGGAUCUGGUCGAACUCAGCCAAGCCCGUGAAUCCCAACAUGAAUCUAACCUCCAUUGCGAUGGCCCAGAAAAGUGAGAACUCAACGGCAUCCAAUCUGGUGGAUAGCUCGGAGCAGGCGGCAUCACAGGAAGAGGGUGCCGCAGACGAUGUGCUGAACAACACGGUUCAGAUAGAGGGCAAGGGUCGCUGCCUCCGUUUAAGCUACAAUGCAGGGAAGCAUAGCUAUGUGUACUACGGACAGGAGUGCACAUCCAGGCACUACUACAUCUGCGAGCACGAGGACAAGACACUGGACAACAAGAUCAAGAAGAUUAGCCGCGACCUGAAACUCUUGGAGGAGUGAGGAUCCGAUCCUCAUGUGAUACAUCCAGUUAGUAACCUCUAG
Drosophila kikkawai is the source of this 1606-nucleotide messenger RNA. RefSeq names its product myb-like protein P. The record is from RefSeq and is a predicted model, not a curated record. NCBI's taxonomy places the organism in Eukaryota, Metazoa, Arthropoda, Insecta, Diptera, Drosophilidae.